AUGUAUCGGAAGUUGUCUAAGUUAGAACACUCGGAAAUAAAACAACUUCUUACAGAAGCUAACAUAGAUGUUGCAAAACAUUACGCAACAAACAAAAAAGCACUCGCUGACUUCAUUAAAGACUAUAAUGGUGCAAUAAGUUAUGAUAGAAUUCAUGAGUUCAUAAAGCCGCAACGCGGCGAGGACGAAGUCCAUGCAAGAGCAUUUCCUUUAAAUGACGUUGCUAUUGACUUAUAUCAUAGACGUUCAGUACCUCAUGAAGUAAGAAGAGAAAUGUUUGACAUAACAAAUGCAAACGUUGGUGAAACAAGAAGAAGAGACGACACACUGAAACAACAGAGAAGAGAGAUGUUUAAAAGUGCUAUAGAACAAGUUCGCAAAGCUAACGAUGUCAUUCGUUCCAUUGACGACAAACCAAAAGAAGGUGAGAGAUGGUUAAAGAAAGAUGAAGAGAAUAGGAAGAGAAAUGUGAAGUCAGGCAAUAGACUCAUUGACUUUAACAUCGAAGCUUUAGAUGAACCAAACAGAGACUACUUACACAAACAUUUCGGUAAGGUUUUCAUGAGACUCUUAGAGAAAAUUAAAAUAAACUCACAACAGAGAUGGAUGGUAUGUUAUAAACUUGGUGGAAAGUAUGAAUGUUCUACGUUAAACCUCAAUAAUAUUGGAACAUUACUACAUCAGCUCUUGAAGGAGAACUUUAUAUCAGAGAUAGAAGCAAAUGCUGCAGGUAUUGUUGAAAUGCACUAUGACUUCUUCUUGACAAACAUAAAGAAUCUUACUGAAAUAAAGAUGUAUGAUUUAACAGAAUAU
Molecule: messenger RNA, 813 nt
Organism: Trichomonas vaginalis G3
Lineage: Eukaryota; Parabasalia; Trichomonadida; Trichomonadidae
Product: organellar and viral DNA polymerase type B
Exons: 1
Source: RefSeq, a predicted model, not a curated record